Prunus armeniaca (apricot) is the source of this 372-nucleotide messenger RNA. The record is from the annotation of a GenBank genome assembly. Lineage: Eukaryota; Viridiplantae; Streptophyta; Magnoliopsida; Rosales; Rosaceae.
AUGAGCACCAACCGUUCAACCAAAAUCCCCAACCAAAUGCAGCCUCAACUAACCGCUCUAUGCUCGACUACUUGCACAGAAACCUUCCACUUAGAGCCCUUGACAUGUUCAGUAAGCAACUUCAACUACAUUUGUCUCAUAACAUCGAUGAAGUUACCGUUACCCUUGCUAUCAAGGCCUGUCAAGGGGACCCCAAACCCGGAUGCCAAAUUCACGGGUUCGCAGUUUCUUCUGGGUUUGCUUCGUGAUGAGAACAUCUCUUUGACGCUUAGUGCCAACCCAUCUCAAGGACAGAAAGCAGCACUUAAGAGAAAGUUGACUGCCCUGCAUGAAGUGAUAUGCUCCAAGGCAUCCAUCGAAAAGAUAACCUGA